Messenger RNA from Dermacentor silvarum, 918 nucleotides. Its product is annotated as E3 ubiquitin-protein ligase Topors. Gene Ontology annotation, molecular function: ubiquitin protein ligase activity; metal ion binding. The coding region runs from base 154 to 741 and encodes 195 amino acids. Lineage: Eukaryota; Metazoa; Arthropoda; Arachnida; Ixodida; Ixodidae. Gene Ontology annotation, biological process: protein monoubiquitination; protein polyubiquitination. The transcript is spliced from 3 exons. The record is from RefSeq and is a predicted model, not a curated record.
AGCGCUGCGAACGCUCAUGCGCAGAUAGAAUAGCAGCAGUCGUAAUGAUGUUGGACGAUUGUGUGUAUGCUGACGAUGUGUGCUCGUCUAACUGACAAAUUCGACCUUUCACUCAAAAUCGACACCGUUUGGUGAGCUGUGAAGCAAGUUUCCAUGGCAACCAGCGAGGUGGCGAUGCCGUCUGCUCGCAGCAGCAGCGGCGGUGCGGCUGCCGGUGAAACUCUGGCCUCGGCGGUCAAGCUGGAAGGUGCGAAAGGGGACAGUGCUGCCCCUCCCCGACCGCCAUCGUCCAAGUCGCCGGAGCGGCCGUCAUCCCCGGAGCAGAGCUGCGCCAUCUGCCUCGGUCCACCCGAGAACAAGUCGUUCACCGACAGUUGCUUCCAUACCUUCUGCUUUUCAUGCCUUCUGGAAUGGUCAAAGGUGAAGGCCGAGUGCCCGCUGUGCAAGCAGCGCUUCAAGAGCAUUGUCCACAACGUGCGCUCUUUCGAAGACUACGACCAGUACUUCGUGCACAACAAUGCUCCGCAGGCAUCUUCGACGGCGAGCGCCGCCGCAGCAGCGGCCGCCAUGGCUGCAGCCACCUCGCGUAGCUCCGCGCUGAGCAGCGCUUUGCUGCUGGCCCACCACCUUGUCUACUCGCCGAUGCUGCUGACGUGGCACUCGAGGCCGCGCCGCCAAUCGGUCGCGCGGUUAUCUGCGCGUGCCAGAAGGCUUAGCGCCGUACGGACCAGGUCAGUGUGAUGUCCUUAUGGCCCUUCAGGCAAGUCUUGUCUUAGGGUGGUGAUAGCCUUUGUAAGUGUGUCUGCUGCUGCAAUCUGGAAUGGGGAGAACUUUUCACUAAAUUUAGCCACAUGGGAUACAAAAUGUCGGGAGACCACUUGCACAGGCUACGUUGCUCGCAGUUGUUAGCAGGGUGCG